This is a messenger RNA of Fusarium odoratissimum NRRL 54006, 1662 nucleotides long. RefSeq lists its product as uncharacterized. Lineage: Eukaryota; Fungi; Ascomycota; Sordariomycetes; Hypocreales; Nectriaceae. The coding region runs from base 1 to 1662 and encodes 553 amino acids. The transcript is spliced from 3 exons. The record is from RefSeq and is a predicted model, not a curated record.
AUGGGCAUGAUACAGACUGAGACGCCUUAUUAUCAGCCAACUCCCCAAGCACCUAAGCCCUUUGAAGCAAGCGUUGGUCUCUUCGCCAACGAUCCUACUUUCAAGGCAUGCAAGGACGACCGCUGCCGCAUGUCAUUGGCCGUCCGCGUUCUCGAUUCCACUGCCGUCUACAUCCUAGGAACUGGCCUGUAUAGCUGGUUCUAUAACUACAAACAGGACUGUGUCAAAAGACAAAACUGCCAGACGAAAGGAUUCGAGGUCGAGGAGAGCUAUGAUCUCUGGGUCUAUAACCUAUGCACGAAAGCCAUUAUUGAAAUGGUGUCUCCUCGAAAUAGCACUCCUACAUAUGCUCGUGAUAACGUCAAUGGCUUUCUGUCGUCUAUUCUUGCAUGGCUACAAGGUUCGAAGGAGGUAGCAGGGAAAAGGGCGUUUCCAGGUUUCCUCAUCCACCAGCCCGAUGAUGUUAUCGAGUUUGAUGUCCCGGAAAACUGCCAGACAGCCCUUACACAACGUGUUUUGUGUGACUGGGACGUGUCGGAUUUCACCCGACCAAAGUAUCGAGGUUCCUCGAAAGCAGAACUGGCCUGUCGGGGAUACACACUUGGCGGCGCUGUUCCCAUGCUCUGGGCUGGUUAUAUGUGGGCAGGCUACAACGAAACAUGCCUGAAGGAUAGUUCUGGACAAUACUGCAAUGAUGUCAUCAGCAAGUUUACAAGAGUCUCUGACUACACGAAAAUGCCGCGAGGAGAGAUGUGCUCGACAUGCUACGUUGAACGGCUUGCGAUGAUGCAAGCUUCUCCUUAUUCCAUCUACGACGACUACUACGAGAGACAACUUCAGUAUAUUUAUACUAAAUGCGGCCUUAAAGGCAACACAACAGUACCAAACUCAUUGAUGCCUGAGCUAGAAGACAAUUCUCUUGACUGUGGCACGGAUGAGUGGUACACGACUAGCACUGGCGAAACUUGUGACUCGAUUGGACUCAAGCGCGGCGUAUCAAUCGCUUCUCUCUUCAUUGUGAAUCAAUACCGCCUGCCCAACUGCAGCGCAGAUGCAAUGAUUGAGCCCGGUACCAAGCUCUGCAUGCCUGCAAAGUGCGACCGUGUUCAUCAGCUGCGAACUGAGGAGGAUUGCCAUCUACUUGAGUCUAAUGCGACCAACAAACUGCUUGAGGGGGAUAUACAGCUCUAUAACCCGUGGGUCGGUUACAAUUGUAUCAACCUGCAGGAAUUUACUGCCGUAUAUGGGAACAUCAUAUGCUUUGGCCCCGAAUUCGAACAGAACAAUACCUCGUCCAACAGCACCGAUACCACCACGCCUCAACCAUUCAACCCAUACACCUACAACAAGAUUGCUCCUCCUAAGGAUGCGAAAGUACCCCAGGGUACAACGGAACGUUGUGGCCGGUGGUAUGUUGCAGGCAAGGAAGACUCGUGCGCUCAUAUUUGUGCGGUGUCAAGUAUCGAUAUCGAUCUGUUGUUCAUGGUCAAUACCGGACUGGGCACCGACGCGGCGGCAUGUUCAGCGAAACUCGUGGCUGGCAACGCGUACUGUGUAGGACCGAACCAUGACUGGAAGGUUCCUUAUCCCCAAAGAACUUCAGUUUCUACAACGAUUUACAUUACGGACGGUUAUGUCUGGCCUGCUGAGACAGGUCAGUGA